ACUGUCACACAUGAGGAUGCGAAGCGUGGGCUUCGUAGGCCCGUAACUGAGCCGGUAGGCGGAGUCUCUUCGCGGGUGCGCUUGAUUUGCUCGGUCAGGCUAAACCGCGGUAGCUUGAUGACCUCCGUCUGGCGCGGCUUUCCUGACGCGCUGGUGUGUCCCGAUUCUCCCGGUCGCUCGCCCUUGUCUUCCCUUCGCUGCUCCCCCGAGCGAUUUCUCGCUCGCUGCGGAUCGUUGGUGCGUAUUCGUCCCGUCUCUGUGUCUGGCGUUGCUGCAUGACUUGUUCGCAGUUGUAGCCCUUUGCAUGUAGUGUAAUCCUGAAACCCUCGCCCGAGGCGCGUCUCUCUGCCGCUCUCUCUACUGGCCAGGAUUGAAUUACCGGGCCUGCAUGCUUGAGGGUUUCUUAAUUGCGUCGAUGGGCGAUUGAUCGUGACGGGGUUGAUGCUUGAUUUCCCGAAGUUCUGUUUGGUUUGUUCGUCGAUCCGAGAGGGACACGCCGGUGUUCUUUAUCUUCCUUAAUAUGAUUAGGUGACAAUGCGAUUGGUGCUUGUGCUGGGUUACGUGAUUCUCUUGGCUUUAUUUGAAGCAACGUCCAGCAUGUUCGAUCCAUUGGUCUCACCUACUGCGGCCAUUUAACACUGGGGCUCCAAUGCCUUGAUGAUUUGGGGAUUUUGUCGAGAGAGAGGAUGAAAUCCGGUGCCAGCACGCGGAGGGGAGUUAUUUAGAUAAAUCUAGGGAUAGUAUGAAGGUUCCGAUGGUGCCCUCGUGAAAUUGCUUCGUAGUAAAUCGAAAUCUUGGAGUGCCCUGUAAGUACGGACAAGCGUGGAAUGAGUAUGUGUCGUUGUCACGUGAGACGGAGCAACCUAGAAUGUUCCAGUUCGGAGUUAGAACGGAGCGGAAAUUGUCUGUAUUAUGUCGAAGUUAUCUCCGGGGAUUUUUGAAUCUGGAACGCUAAUUGCAGUAGGGGUUUGGGCGAUGCCCAAAAGGAGAAGCUUAGUUUUUUGAGCAAGGGAUUCUUCACAAAUACGAGCUGGGGUUCCGAUGCCGUGUCAGCUUGUAGCAAUGCUGAGAAGCACCGAAACUUCGCCAGGUUGCAUUGAAAAGCUGGUUUUGUCACCUUAUAUCCAAGAGAGAUUGAGUCCAUGGAGGAACCAUUCGACUCACUUACGGAACGCAUGAGUUUCUCGGGUCAGUGGCGGUGUACGUGAAGAAGAGCUGAUCUUUGGAGUCUAUUUUCAACCCAAAAUGCAGGAAGGAGGGGUUUCUGUAGUCCCACUUUUGUCCGGAAACGGCAAUUCAACCGCAGGGCCUUCUCAAGGAGCUCCAGCAGCAGGGAAAGGUAGUGUGUCUACAACGAUUGCACAAGGAGUCGCUUUAGCUUCUAGAGGAGGCGCCUCAUCGUCCUCCGCACAGGGAUUAUCUCUUCCAUCACGGGGAGGGAUGUCUGCCUCCGCAUUCCAGGCGGCUUCCAACACUCCUCGAGGUGGAGUUACGACUUCUGCCUUUCAAGGAGCUGUAAAUCCUCCCAGACAACGGUUUUACGUUGAGCUUAAAGAAGGCGAAACCAAUGUGGUGUCGUGGAAAAAAUUGUUGAAAGACGCACAGAAGCAUCUGACUCCUCCUGUCGCAGAGGCCCCUGCUGGUGCCAAUCCUGCGUUAGAAGCUCGUUUUGCCCCCGAACGGGCAGGCUCGGUUCAUACCAACAAUGGAGCUGUCCAAGAAGCUCUGCCACCUCCACCAAAUCGCUUCAGUUCUGUCAUUGAGAAGAUUGAAAGAUUGUAUAAGGGAGGAGACAGCGAGGAAGAAGAGGGUGAUGCUUCGCCAGAUGAUUCGCAGUACGACACCGAAGAUGAUUUUAUCGAUGACACUGAGCUGAAUGAGUAUUUUUCAGUUGAGAAGUCGAAGACAAAACAUACCGGAUUUUUUGUUAAUCGAGGGAAGCUUGAGAAAGUCAACGAAGCUCCCGCAUCUCCACCUGCCCAUGUUCCUAGGAAGAGGAAACGAAGAGACAUGAAGACAAUUGCUGCUGAGAAGAUAGUGGAGGAGUCUGCGAAGAAAAGAGUGAAUACAGGCCUGCGACUGAAAGAUGCUGCAAGGAAGUCUCUUGUAUCACAUGCAGCUGAGCGAAUGGCUGUUACCUCGACAUCGCAGUAUCGGAGUUCGGACCAAUCUUCUGUGCCCAAGUUGAAAAAGAGGCUGAAGCCAAUCCUCGAAGGAAGGGAUAAGAGUGCCGAACAAGUUCUCACGGCAACGGUUGAAAAUCUCAACAGAGAAAUUUUGAAAGUCGCAAAAGUAGAAGAUACGAUGAGAGAGUCGAGCGCAAAAGCCCCGAUGACCAUAGUUGAGCUUUCUGACGAUGACAACGAUCCAGUCGAGGUGUCCAGGCAAGCUGUGGAUAAUGAGAGGAGGGUUGUGGAAUAUUCCAAGAAGCAGUUAACAAGGCAACACGAGACUGGUCAAGCUGCUGUUGAUGAGAGAACUUACUCCAGAGCAGCCAAGGUAUCAGCAGAUGAGAGGCAACCCAGAGAUUCGUCGAAGGAGACCAGAAGUCCAGUGAAUUUGUCCAAGGUAUCAUUUCCCGGUCCCAAGGAGGUGAGUCCCGGAAAGCGUGCUGGAUGGCCGAAGGGUACAGUUCUGGAGCGGGCAAUUCAUGAUUUGGAGAAGGGGGUCGCCGAAUCUUUCCCGUUUAGAGGAGACAAAGAAGACAAACAGAAGGCAAUAGAAAUAGCUGAAGCACAAGGAGGGAAGAGCAAGAGGAUGCCCAGAGAUGUAAAACAAAAGCUAGCCAAAGUUGCAAGACUGGCGGCACGACAGGGCAAAAUUCCUGAUGAACUUAUCGACCGCCUGAUGACAAUAUUAGGUCAUGUCAUGCGGUUAAGAACAUUGAAGAGGAACUUGAAGUCCAUGGUUGAGUUGGGAGUGACAGCAAAGCUUGAAAAGGAUGUGCGUCUGCUGAGUAUGAAGCGUGAAGUUACAGAGUUGGUCAAGACCCGAGUCUCCCACCAAGCUGUUGAUGCCGAGCAGCGUGAUGGUUCGUCCGACGAUUUUCAGUCGGCUUCAGGCUCAGGAGAUGUAGGUGGACGUUUUGUAAAUGGACGUUACAAGUGGGAUCAGGCAACUGAAGAUCGAAUUUGCGAUCUAUAUGACCAAUAUGUGGAGGGAAUGGAUGAGCACAAGGGCCCACAAAUCAGGAAACUUUAUCUCGAGUUGGCGGAGUUGUGGCCAGAAGGAUGGAUGGACAAUCAUGGCAUAAAGGGUGCCGUUUUUAGAGCGAAAGAACGACAGAGGAAGCAGAAUAAGCUGAAGAUGGGAGAGGAAAAGAGAAGGAGAAAGGAAGCUCUGAUGAGUGAAAAGAGGAACUUCGACUCUGCAGUGGAAAGACACACAUCUACAAGUUCAGCACCAACUUAUGUGCCGCCUGUGAAAGCACUUCCUUCCAGCAAGGAGAAGUUGACCAUCAAAUCAUCGAGUAAGCAGCGAGUGCAUGAGUCAAGUCGGCGUGUGGAUGAGGAUAAUAGGCGUGUAGGAGAGGAAGUUAGUAAUAGGCAUGUGGAAGAGAUAAGAAGACUUGUAGUGGAGGAGAAAAGGCGUGGAUCGGAGCAACGUCUAGAUGAUCGACCAAGCAAGCGUAUUGACGAAUCUGGUAUGAACAGAGAAAAUGGAUUCCACUCUAGCCUCGCGAAGGAAAAGCAGAAGCUCAGGCUGGAAGAUGGGAUGAAAGUGAGAAGAAGUGAGGACCUAUUGAGUGUGAAGAGGAAGCUUCCACGAAAAAAUUAUGAGGGGAAAAUUAUUGAGCACUCAGCGAGGAAGAGACCGAAGAAGGAGAUUUCAGACAAUCAUGGUAUAGAUAUCGGAAGAAGUGCAAACCAUUCCCUUCUUACUUCCCCUCUUCAGAAAUUGAAGAGAAAGAAGCUGAGACCAACCUCGGAAGCCAAACCCUACCCCUCGCUGAGGAUAAGUCCCUCGUCGGUGCACGUCUCAAGUAAGACGGAGAGAUAUUUAAGCUCCUCGUAUCUUCCAUCAAACAGGUCCAGUGGUAUAACCACAGGAAGGUCUGGAGACUCAGAUAGGAUCAGAGAGGACAGGCCCAGGGAAAAUAGAGAAGACAGGGUUAGAGAGAUGAUGGACAGACCUAGAGAGAUGACAGACAGGCCUAGAGACGUUGCACGGUGGCCUAGUGAAGCUUCCCGUUUACUGAAGGAUUGAAGUGAAGGUUAUUGACCUUUUUCUUUUCUUUCGUUCUCUCAUCUUUUUUCUUCUCUCCGCCCUGGUGGUUGGAAUGUCACAAAUGAUACUGGGAGGUAUUUUCUGUAGGUAUCUGGUCUAAGGGAUAUCCCAAGCCAGAGGCUUUCAUGGACCCCUGCUAGUUUAGCUUCCUUCUUGCUCGUCACAUUCGUGUGUAGGAAAGAGACAUUUUGUGAAGCAGUGCCUGUUUAGUAUCUUGGAAAUUGAAACUCAAGGAUCUGUCUGUCCGGUCGUCAGGAAAACUCAUAUUUGUGGGUUUAUUAGGACAUCUCAAGUUGUAUGUCGUGGACAAUGAAUGCAUGCGAGUGAGGACCAGGUUCAGUUGUGAAUGUGGAGAAAUCUGUUCAGCUUUAAAUAUCAAGUAACAAAAGUAAGAUGUGG
Messenger RNA from Marchantia polymorpha subsp. ruderalis, 4626 nucleotides. The record is from the annotation of a GenBank genome assembly. Lineage: Eukaryota; Viridiplantae; Streptophyta; Marchantiopsida; Marchantiales; Marchantiaceae.